UAUAAUUCACUACUCUCCAUCGUUCACACCUUCACCAUGGGAAACAUGAAGAUGCACCAGCUGGCUUGUGGAUUUUGGGAGCAAGAACCAUUGCUCUCUCUUGGCUGUAAGCGUUUACGCCCUCUUGCUCCAAAGCUACACUCCAACUCUACUUAUACUACCGUCUCCUCUUUCGACCUUAAGAGCUUCAUUAGGCCCGAUAGCGGCCCUCGGAAACUUGGCAAUGGCCCCUCUGAAGACAACAACCGACAUUCUCCUCCGGUGGAAACGCACCCAGGAGGUACGCGGUGGAAUCCAACGCAAGAGCAGAUAGGGAUUUUGGAGAUGUUGUAUCGGGGUGGGAUGCGAACUCCAAACGCACAACAAAUAGAACAAAUCACUGAGCAGCUAGGGAAGUACGGCAAGAUCGAAGGCAAAAACGUGUUCUACUGGUUCCAAAACCACAAAGCACGGGAGAGACAAAAGCAGAAGCGAAGCAGCCUUGGACUCACCCAUUGUCCCAGAAGCUCUGCUCCCAUUACUCCAAUAACUUUGGAUACUAGGGAGGAAACAAUGGAAAGAGAGGAAGAUAGUCCAUGUAAGAGGAAGUGCAGAAGCUGGUCAUUUGAGGAAAAAGAUAGCAGAUCGUCAAGUAAAGAAGAUGAAAAUAGAACUCUGGAGCUCUUCCCAUUGCACCCGGAAAGCAGAUGAAUGAUGAUGAUGGUGGUGAUUGUGUAGCUUUUUUUUUCUAUCCCUAUCUUCUUUUGUUGCAGGGAAGAAGAAAGAUACAAAGUUGUCUCCAUGUACUCUAAUGCCUUAUUUAUUCCUGACUUGAGAACCAAAUCUAUUACUCUCUUUAUUAUUUCUCUGAUCAUCAGCUGGUGAAAUGAGUUGUUUUGGGUGAGUGAUCCAUCCUUGCUGAUUAUGGGAUGAACAUAAUAAACUUGUUGAAAUGGAUAGGUUUUAGCUUGAAA
Gossypium arboreum is the source of this 953-nucleotide messenger RNA. Its product is annotated as WUSCHEL-related homeobox 4-like. Bases 37 to 690 code for a protein of 217 amino acids. Gene Ontology annotation, cellular component: nucleus. The transcript has 3 exons. Gene Ontology annotation, molecular function: DNA-binding transcription factor activity; DNA binding. The record is from RefSeq and is a predicted model, not a curated record. Gene Ontology annotation, biological process: procambium histogenesis; phloem or xylem histogenesis; cell division. Lineage: Eukaryota; Viridiplantae; Streptophyta; Magnoliopsida; Malvales; Malvaceae.